GUCUUUUUCAAUGGGCCUGCGAAACCGGUCUUCUCCUCACGGAUGCAUCUAUUUGUCAGAUAAUGUUCAUUCGGCCUGCAUCCGUUUAAAAUCCGAAUUCCGUCAAUUAUAAAACAAAACCCAUCUGCUGCUUCUCCAGUUGCCAUAACUUGGUGACCACAUCAACCCCUCAGAAAUUCUCCUUACAAUACUCAUUGCCACUUGAAAUUCUGAGUGCAGAUUAUUUUCUACCCUCUUCUCCUAAUUUACAAGCCUCUCGGAGCAUUCGCAAUAAUGGCACUCCCCCUGGCACCGCCUGCCAAGAGCCCUCUGGGUCGCUACAGACUGUUGUCGCCCACGGCGGGCGUCCGAGUGAGCCCUUUGUGUCUUGGUGCCAUGAACUUUGGCAACAGCUGGAAGGAACGCAUGGGUACUUGUGACCAGCAGCAGACUGAAGAGAUUCUCGAUUAUUUCUACAGCCAGGGUGGAUACAGCAGAACCUGCAGCGAGGGAGAGAAAGCUUACAUCCAUGGUGGUUCAGGAAACUUUAUCGACACAGCCAACAACUACCAGUUCGAAGAGUCCGAGACAUGGCUCGGAGAGUGGAUGAAGAAGCGAGGUGUCCGCGAUCAAAUGGUCAUUGCUACCAAAUAUACAACGAACUACCGCUCAGGUCCUGCAGGUAACGGGUCCAUUAUGGCCAACUACACUGGUAACAGUACCAAAAGCCUCCGAUCCUCAGUUGAUGCGAGCCUCAAGAAGCUCCAGACCGAUUACAUCGAUCUACUCUAUGUUCACUGGUGGGACUACUCGACCUCCAUCCCAGAGCUUAUGCAGAGCUUGAAUCAGCUUGUGACGGCAGGAAAAGUGCUUUACUUGGGUAUCAGUGACACUCCUGCGUGGGUUGUGAGCAAGGCCAAUGAAUACGCAAGGAACCAUGGCCUCCGUCAGUUCUCCGUUUAUCAAGGCAAAUGGUCUGCUGCCGCGAGGGACUUUGAGCGAGAUAUCAUUCCUAUGGUCAAAGAUGAGGGGAUGGCACUCGCGCCUUGGGGCGCCCUUGGAGCAGGCAACUUCAAGACAGAAGAGCAAAGGCAGAGCACUGAAGGUCGCCGUUUCAGACCCGCUACAGAAGCUGAUAUCAAGAUCAGCCAGGUGCUCGAGACCAUUGCUAAGCGCAAGGGUACCAUUAUAACCUCUGUGGCGCUAGCAUAUGUCAUGCACAAGUCCCCAUAUGUCUUUCCCAUUGUUGGCGGCCGUACUGUUGACCAUCUCAAGCAAAACAUCGAGGCUUUGGCCCUGGAGCUGAGUAGCGAUGAGAUUUCCGAGAUUGAGGGCGCUGUGCCUUUUGACCUAGGAUUUCCUCACAACAUGCUCUGGGGUGAGAAGACACCAGAGAAUCGCCAGGAAGUCUGGUUGGUCAACAUGGGAGGUCAAUUCGACUAUGUUCCAGACCCCAAGCCGAUCCCGGCCUCCAAGGGCGGAGUCUAGGGUUUCCGUUCGAUGACAUCUCGGUGGAGGUGGCGAACACGGGACUAUUAGGUAGAGGAUGACAGGCGUGCUUACAGAGGCGAAAACCGUUCCUCGCACAAAAGGCGUUGUUAUGCAGUCAAAACCGACCAAGGGCACCAUCGUUGAGCUUUUCAAAGAAAAAGAAGAAAAAAAGCAUACAUUCAAAUGAGAAACAAGGUUGAGAUUCGGUUGCUUCUGAUCAUAUCGUCAUUGUUUGGCCGAGGCCUAUUAACUGUAGCGAAGGAAAAUCAAGGAAAACGAUAGCAACAGUAUACAUAUGAUAUCUGUACGGGAGGUCUCAGAAGAGACAAUUUUCAACCAAAAAAGAGUCAGCUGCUCGAAUACCGCGGAUCAACUCGCUCAGUAUGUUGCCUGGUUCUAGCAUUGCUAAUACACUCUGUCACAAGCCUCAACGCCAGCCAGCUUGGUCCUCGCCCUCAGAAUCUGACAGCUCAUAGGUUUGCCAAGUUUUCUGUGUUGAUCUCUGCUGAUUUGCUGAGUUCCUGACUCCCGCGCCUUUCAAGAUAGCAGCUGAAAAGUUCCAAGGAG
Pyricularia grisea is the source of this 2037-nucleotide messenger RNA. RefSeq lists its product as uncharacterized. The record is from RefSeq and is a predicted model, not a curated record. Gene Ontology annotation, molecular function: oxidoreductase activity. The transcript is spliced from 9 exons. Lineage: Eukaryota; Fungi; Ascomycota; Sordariomycetes; Magnaporthales; Pyriculariaceae. Bases 274 to 1467 code for a protein of 397 amino acids.